This is a messenger RNA of Symbiodinium natans, 780 nucleotides long. NCBI's taxonomy places the organism in Eukaryota, Dinophyceae, Suessiales, Symbiodiniaceae. The record is from the annotation of a GenBank genome assembly.
AUGUUGGACAAGGGAAGUGGGCAAUCGCGGGGCUUUGGCUUCGUGACCUUCGCCACCAGCAGCGCCAUGGAAUCUGCUCUACGCGCAAACCACUCCGUCGAUGGUCGGUCGAUUACAUGCAAAAGAGCUGUGCGCGAUACAAAGCAAGGUGGGAAGCAGGGCCGUGAGGAUUCCGGCGGUGGAAUGUACAAUGUCGUGAAGAUAUUUGUGGGAGGGCUGCCCGCUUCCUGCGACCUCGACAAGCUGAAAUCUCACUUUUCUCAGUUCGGAGAAAUCCACGAUGCGGUGGUCAUGAUGGAUGCUCAGACCCAAAGGCAUCGUGGCUUUGGUUUCGUCACUUUCAAAGAUCCGAGUGGCGUGGAGGCGGCCCUCUCCAACGACAAGCUGAACAAAAUCGACAAUAAGUGGGUCGAGGUCAAGCGAUGCAUGCCGCAGGAAGUGAUGCGAUCUCGAGAAGGUGGCAAGAAGGACAAUGUAGAAGCCGAGCGUAACGGACCAGCUUACCACGGACCAGGACCGCCCGGACCACCCGGACCACCAGGGCCCCCUCCAGGUUACUACCCUCCUCCACCUUAUGGAGGUUAUCCUGGGUAUCCGCCGCCUGGCUAUGGCGGCUACCCGUAUGGUUACUAUCCACCUCCCCCGGAUUACUAUGCAGCUUACGGCUAUCCUCCUCCCCACGCAUAUCCAUAUGGCUACCCGCCACCAGCGCCAACCAGCUUGGAGCCUGACGACAAGCGCAGCCGCUCGCGCAGCCGCCGCCGACGACGCCGCAGUUGA